Rhipicephalus sanguineus (brown dog tick) is the source of this 1051-nucleotide messenger RNA. Its product is annotated as techylectin-5A. Lineage: Eukaryota; Metazoa; Arthropoda; Arachnida; Ixodida; Ixodidae. Bases 148 to 1029 code for a protein of 293 amino acids. The transcript is spliced from 6 exons. The record is from RefSeq and is a predicted model, not a curated record.
UCGACGUCACCGCCGUGAGCUUUUAAAACGGGGCCACGCUGAAUUCGCAUGCUCCACAGAAACUCCGGACUCCGGCGGAACACGGUGGUCGAAGACAUCGGAGCCGGAACACACAGCGUGGUACCAACACCCUAAGGAUCAGACAACAUGGCUGCCGGGCAACUCCGCAGGCGGCUGACCAUGCUCGUCGGCAUCGCCAUUCUAUACGCGGUUGCCAUGGCAGCGGUGGCGGCUGCCCGGGGAGUGAGCGACGUCCGGCCGUCCAUCGAGCAAGCCGAACAGCGGGCACGCGAGCUGACCGAGAUACUGGCCAACCUCAAGACCACUAUUCUUCCUCGGCACUGCACCGACCUUCUUGGUGCCGGACAGCGGUCAAGCGGAGUGUAUACCGUGUUCCACAAGGGUGCUGGACCUUCAGGACAGAGCGUCUACUGCGACAUGGACACUGACGGCGGUGGAUGGACUGUUAUCCAGAGGCGAGGCCAGUUCGGCAACAGAGUGUACCACUUUUACCGCAACUGGACCGAAUACGCUCGGGGCUUCGGUGAUCCGUCUGAGGAAUACUGGAUUGGCAACAACGCGCUGAAUGCGCUGACGUCGGGCGACCAGACCAUGGUUCUUCGAGUGGUACUCAGCAACAACACGGAUGACAGUGCGUCGGUCGACUACGAGAGCAUCCGGGUGGAUCCCGAAAACGACCUCUACAGGCUACAUCUAGGACGGUUCUCGGGACCAGAAGGUUGGGACUCCCUGGAGAUAUCGAACGGACAGAACUUCUCCACGUUCGACCGCGACAACGACCUGUGGCCCCAGAACUGCGCGGCCACUUUCCGGGGCGCCUGGUGGUACAACAGCUGCCACUCGUCCAACUUGAACGGCCUCAACUUGAACGGACCCCACGAGAGCUUCGCCGACGGAAUCGAGUGGAGCCUGCGAGGAUCCUCUGUGCCCCUUCACUAUCACUCCUACCCCAGCGUUCGAAUGAUGAUACGACCAGCGGAAACGUCGCGUUUUUUGGGGCGCCAGUAACGCAGGGGACCCUCACAUGCAU